This is a messenger RNA of Dacryopinax primogenitus, 2905 nucleotides long. RefSeq names its product bifunctional tryptophan synthase TRP1. The record is from RefSeq and is a predicted model, not a curated record. The transcript is spliced from 6 exons. Gene Ontology annotation, biological process: L-tryptophan biosynthetic process. Gene Ontology annotation, cellular component: cytoplasm. NCBI's taxonomy places the organism in Eukaryota, Fungi, Basidiomycota, Dacrymycetes, Dacrymycetales, Dacrymycetaceae. The coding region runs from base 110 to 2242 and encodes 710 amino acids. Gene Ontology annotation, molecular function: tryptophan synthase activity.
GUUAUUUCCCUGUUGUAGAGCUGCCUGGCUCCUAUCAUUAUCAGUUUAUUGAGGGAGAAUCUGCUUCUGCUGUCUAUCGACGCCGCAGCUCAGUCACACGACAUCCAAAAUGACCGAAUCUCUCAAGCGAGUCUUCGCUACCAAGAAGGCGCAAGGCGCACCGGCCUUCGUGACUUUCGUCACGGCUGGCUACCCCUCUCCCACCGACACAGUUCCGCUCAUGUUUGCGAUGGCCCAAGGCGGCGCAGACAUCAUCGAGCUCGGCGUGCCAUUCAGCGACCCGAUUGCAGACGGACCAGCUAUACAAGACAGCAACAACGUGGCAUUGCAGCACGAUGUCAGUUAUGCACAAGUCUUGGGUAUGCUCAAGGAUGCGAGGAAUAAGGGGCUUCAGACGCCUGUAUUGCUCAUGGGCUACUACAACCCCCUCCUCUCGUAUGGCGAAGAGAAGGCCGUUCAAGACGCCCGCGAAGCUGGAGCCAACGGCUUCAUCAUGGUAGACCUUCCUCCGGAGGAAGCCAUCCGUUUCCGCUCGAUCUGCGCAAAGGAGGGCAUAUCCUACGUACCCCUCGUCGCACCCAGCACCAGCCUCCAGCGCAUAAAGUUUCUUGCCAGUAUCGCCGAUUCCUUCAUCUAUGUCGUCUCCAAGAUGGGUACCACAGGCUCCUCCGCAGAGGUAGCAAUGAACGUCGAGCUUCCCCAACUGCUUAGCCGCAUCCGGGCCUACACUCCUGUUCCCCUCGCAGUCGGAUUCGGCGUUGCUACCCGCGCGCACUUCGAGUCCGUCGCUGCUGCAGGAUCAGACGGCGUCGUCGUUGGCUCGCGGAUCGUCUCCCUCAUCAAGGGUUCCAAGAGCCCCAAAGACGCACUCGAUACAGUCCGUGCCUUCUGUGCCGAGCUCACCCAGCACGCAGGUGCGAUGCCGACCCCGCCACAUCUGGCGAACGGCGCUGGCGUUCAGGUCGUCCAGCCCCCACCUGCGCUACCUAUCCCUCCCGCGCCGGCACCGGACUCGCUCAAGGUCACCGAAGCUGGCCAUCUCCCAGGACGGUUCGGCGCCUUCGGAGGACAAUACGUACCCGAAGCAUUAGUUGACGCACUCGCAGAGCUUGAACAGGCUCACUUGACGGCCCUCGCCGACCCCGAGUUCUGGAAAGAGUUCGAGAGUUUCUACGGGUACAUCAACCGACCCAGUAGGUUGUACCACGCUGAGCGGCUGAGCAAGCAUGCGGGCGGGGCGAACAUCUGGUUCAAGCGGGAAGAUCUGAAUCACACCGGCUCGCACAAGAUCAACAAUGCUAUUGGCCAAAUUCUACUCGCACGCAGGUUAGGGAAGAAGAGGAUCAUUGCGGAGACCGGGGCGGGGCAGCAUGGGGUUGCUACAGCCACGGCGUGUGCCAGAUUUGGGCUUGAGUGUGUGGUGUACAUGGGCGCGGAGGACGUGAGGCGGCAGGCCCUCAAUGUUUUCCGCAUGCGCAUGUUGGGAGCAAAGGUCAUUCCCGUCAACUCGGGAUCCAAGACGCUCAAGGAUGCGAUCAACGAAGCGAUGCGCGACUGGGUGACAAACCUGUCCACAACGCACUACCUUGUUGGCUCUGCCAUCGGCCCGCAUCCUUUCCCCACCAUUGUGCGCGACUUCCAACGCGUCAUUGGUAGGGAGAUCAAGCAGCAAAUGGCAGAGAUCAAGGGAAAACUGCCGGAUGUUGUCGUCGCCUGCGUCGGAGGGGGCAGCAACGCCAUUGGCACGUUCUACGACUUCAUCCAAGAACCGGGCGUACGUCUCUUCGGCGUCGAGGCUGGCGGUGAUGGGGUGGACACGCAGAGACACAGCGCGACUCUCGCCCUCGGCACGCCCGGUGUGCUGCACGGUGUGCGGACAUACCUGCUUCAGUCCCCUACUGGGCAGAUCAUCGAGACGCACUCCAUUUCAGCCGGGCUUGACUAUCCUGGUGUCGGACCGGAGCACGCCUGGCUCAAGGACUCUGGCCGGGCACAGUACAUCGUCGCGACGGACGAGGAGGCUCUGCGCGGAUUCCGUAUGUGCACCCAACUGGAGGGCAUCAUCCCUGCGCUCGAAUCGGCACACGCAAUCUGGGGGGCAGUACAGAUUGCCAAAACGCUGCCGAAGGAGCAGGACGUGGUUCUCUGCCUAUCGGGCAGAGGGGACAAGGAUGUCGAACAGAUUUCGGAAAUCUUGCCUGGGAAAUGGGCAGACAAGCUUGAUUGGCACAUCGAGAUGUGAAGGGUAGAAGUGAUAGAUCUUGUGUUGGUGGCAUUAGGAUUAAGGCUACAGAUGAAGCCCAAAAUAGACUGGCUUUUGCAGCAGAUGUUAUUGUCCACUCCGGCCUUGGUUCGAAUCCACCGCCUCGAUAUCCAGCAGUUCCUGAUGUAUGUUCCCCAACCUCUGGUCGAUCCAUUCCCUGCGCUUCUCUGACGUCCGCACAAACUCGGCAUCUUCCACCCGCCGAACGGGCAUCACGUACCCCAGUAGGUCGAGCACCAUUUCUGAGAACCCUCGUGGUGGGCGUUCCUCUGCUUGAGGAGGCCGGGAUUGGGCAGCUUGGAUGUCCCGGGCGACGUAUUUGAUCCGUGCCACGGACAUCUCGUUCGCUGCUACCUGGAGGGCAACGGCCGUUAGGCCAAUCGUGACCGCACCUGGCAGGAGGCCCGCUCUGCCACGCCGUAGAGUGUUGAACGCCCCUCCUGUAAUGGCCCCUGCCAGUGCCGAAUCAGGCACUUUUACUAUCCGCAUCUCUGUCCAACUUUUCUGGUCGAAUUGGGGGCUUGGUUGGGCCCGAUGUGCGGCAGCGAGCGCGAGCAGGGGUGAAAUGGCCCAUUCUCUCAGCCCAAAAAAUACUGACGUCCCUAUACAAGCGCUCGUCCCUGUUGUCAGAGCAAACAGUCC